Molecule: messenger RNA, 279 nt
Organism: Puccinia graminis f. sp. tritici CRL 75-36-700-3
Lineage: Eukaryota; Fungi; Basidiomycota; Pucciniomycetes; Pucciniales; Pucciniaceae
Exons: 3
Coding region: 1-279 (92 amino acids)
Biological process (GO): vesicle-mediated transport
Cellular component (GO): membrane
Source: RefSeq, a predicted model, not a curated record
AUGACCGGCUUCAUGGUCCUCCAAGGCCCCCUCCAACAUCUCAAACACAUCUUCUCCAGAGAUCGACUACCCUUCACGGUUUCCUAUCUGAUCAGCUUAUGCGGCACUCUAUAUUUUGCAAUCGGGCUCCAUUCGUACCUAGGAACGUUGAUAUCUGGACUAAUUCAAGUGGUCGUACUAAUCGUCUACUUUGUAGCGUAUUUCCCCGGCGGCCUGACGACCCUGAGAUUCAUGGGAAGUAUAGGGAUGAGAGGAGCCUCCAGUUACUUGCCAGUCUAA